Molecule: messenger RNA, 1428 nt
Organism: Centruroides sculpturatus (bark scorpion)
Lineage: Eukaryota; Metazoa; Arthropoda; Arachnida; Scorpiones; Buthidae
Product: Na(+)/H(+) exchange regulatory cofactor NHE-RF1-like
Exons: 2
Coding region: 82-900 (272 amino acids)
Biological process (GO): protein localization to plasma membrane
Cellular component (GO): apical plasma membrane
Molecular function (GO): protein binding; protein-membrane adaptor activity
Source: RefSeq, a predicted model, not a curated record
CGAGACUGAAUAAUCACUCCGCACUUCAAGGUCGGGGAAGGUGAUUGUUUCGUCUGCUUGUCGACGUCAUUACAAAAGCAAAUGUCUGCCGUCGAGCUACCACCGGACGCUCCAGCGCCUCGUCUUUGCCAUCUAAUUAAAUGGCCAGAUUUCGACGGAUACGGUUUUAAUUUACACGCGGAGAAGUCCAAACCCGGUCAGUAUGUAGGUAAAGUAGACGAAGGAAGCCCGGCCGAUUUAUCGGGCUUGAAAGAAGGCGAUCGAAUCAUCGAAGUGAACGGAGUCAACAUCAACAACGAAAACCAUCGGCAAGUGGUGGAGAGAAUCAAAGCCGUGCCUAACGAAACCAAGUUACUAGUACUCGAGGUGGAGUCCGACAAAUGGUACAAAGAUAGGAAAAUCGUAGUCAAAAGUACACAAUCCAAUGUAAUAUACAGAAAAACACCCUUUCCACGGCCAGAUUCUAACAUUAAGCAAGAGGCACAGGUGAGGAAAGAUAGUCCAGUACCCACAACGAAUAGCUCAAAUAUUAAGCAGAGUUCUGCUGUAGUCCAUGAAAGCCCUGUUGAAAAUGCAAGAUACAAUGGAGAAUCUUCUACUUCAGCUGGAUCACCCUCACCUCAAACCAGUUCUCGUAGUUCGACACCCCAAACGCUACCAAAAAGUGAUGUUUCGAAUGAAGUCGACUCGUUGCCGGCAUCACCACAUUCUAGCAAAAGUUCACACAGUCAGAAUGGGGCAAAUGGUCCUAUCGGUCCAAAGAAUUCUGCAACAGAUGAACUAAAUUUGAAUAUGAGUGUGUCAGAAAUGCGUCAACUGCUGGCUUCCCGUAAAAAGCGCGAUCCAAAGAAAAUACAAAUGGAUCUAAGACACAAGUAUGAUAUAAUACAACAGAUGUGAAAUGGAACAAGACUAACAACAAGAAGAGUGAAGACUAAAAACCUUGUCAGUUUUCAUUGUCUUAAUAUAUAUUGGUGCUAAAGUCUUUCCUUUUUACAUUAUUCAUUUAUUAAAUUCCUGUAUUUCUAAUUGAGAGAUAUUAAGAAAAAAAAAAAAGAAUUAAUAAAAAAUUUUUUAAUGAAUUAAGCUUCCUGAAAUACAGGACAUUGUCGAAAUUAAUAUCCAUUCCUAUAAUGGGGAAAAAGUGCUGCAUUCCAGUGUCAUCAAUGCAAUUUAACAUGAUAAAUACAUAUUUUAAAUAUAAUGAAUCUUGCACCAAGAAGUGCCUUAAAUCAUAUGUCACAAAUACCAAUGUGUUUAAAUAUGUACGAGUGCUUCCAAAAAGUGCCUAAAUUCAUUGUUAUAUAUAGCAAGUUUGCCUUACCUUUAUUUUGUUGGAUCGUUAUAAAAAAUUUUUGACUUAUGUAGAUUUCAUUGAUGUAAUCUAUUUGUACUUUAAUAAAUAUUAAAGUUGAGUAAAAGCAUUCA